Messenger RNA from Nerophis ophidion (straightnose pipefish), 4545 nucleotides. RefSeq names its product endophilin-A1-like. Bases 307 to 1359 code for a protein of 350 amino acids. The transcript is spliced from 12 exons. Lineage: Eukaryota; Metazoa; Chordata; Actinopteri; Syngnathiformes; Syngnathidae. Gene Ontology annotation, cellular component: cytoplasm; presynapse; glutamatergic synapse. Gene Ontology annotation, molecular function: protein binding. Gene Ontology annotation, biological process: synaptic vesicle uncoating. The record is from RefSeq and is a predicted model, not a curated record.
CCUGAGAUGGUUGAGUCCAAUCACUGCCUACAGGUGUGUCUAAUUAGAGGCAAACAAGGUUUUAAAGAAUGAGUCUCCGUCUUGUGUGUGGCAGUCCAGAUAAGCAGGACAAGUAGCUGCAAAGAGUGGGCGGAGUCUUAUCCCCGGCGCUUCUUGUGACGUAGAGCCCACCCGCUGGUCACGUGUUCCCAAGCGUCCAAUCAGCUGUCAGGAAGCUUCCCUUGGCGCAGAAGGAGAUCCCUGAAGUGAAGACGAGGCAAGCGUCCAUCUUUGCGUCGGGACCGGGAAAAGCAGCAGAACGCCAACAUGUCAGUCGCGGGCUUCAAGAAGCAAUUCCACAAAGCCACUCAGAAAGUGAGUGAGAAAGUGGGCGGAGCCGAGGGCACCAAGCUGGAUGAGGACUUCACCGAGAUGGAAAAGAAGGUGGACACCACCACCCGGGCGGUGAUGGACAUCAUGACCAAGACUACGGAGUACCUGCAGCCUAAUCCAGCCACCAGAGCCAAGAUGAGCAUGAUGAACUCCAUGUCUCGCAUGCGCGGCCAGGAGAAGGGACCAGGCUACACCCAGACGGAGGCCAUCUUGGGAGAGUCCAUGCAGCGCUUCGGCCGGGAGCUCGGCGAGGAGUCUAAUUUUGGCGUGGCGCUCAUCGACGCCGGAGAGUCCAUGCGGGAACUGGCGGAGGUGAAGGACGCUCUGGACAUGGAGGUCAAACAGAACUUCAUCGACCCGCUGCAGAACCUACACGAGAAAGACCUGAAGGAGAUCCAGCAUCACCUGAAGAAGAUGGAGGGCCGGCGUCUGGACUUUGACUACAAGAAGAAGCGUCAGGGCAAAGUGACGGACGACGAGUUGAAGCAAGCCUUGGAGAAGUUUGACGAAUCGAAGGACAUCGCCGAGCUCAGCAUGUUCAACCUGCUGGAGAGCGACAUCGAGCAGGUGAGCCAGCUGGCGGCGCUGGUCCACGCUCAGGUGGAGUACCACACCCGGGCCUCCGAAAUCCUCACGCAGCUGUGCAGCAAGAUCGAUGAACGGAUAAAGGAUUGUUCCAACAAGCCCAGGAAAGAAUACGUCACCAAGCCUCGCACGCAUCUGGACUUCUCCAUCAGCGAGAACCACAACGGAGGCAUCCACAGCGCUCGCUCUCCAGCCCGGUCACCAGCGCCCAUGGACCAGCCGUGCUGCCGCGCGCUCUACGACUUCGACCCGGAGAACGAGGGCGAGCUGGGCUUCAAGGAGGGCGACAUCAUCACCUUGACCAACAAGAUCGACGACAACUGGUACGAGGGGAUGCUGCACGGCAACUCGGGCUUCUUCCCCAUUAACUACGUGGACAUUCUGGUGCCGCUGCCCCACUAGAAGCCACCACCUCGUCAAAAUGCCCGCUGGAAAAAAAGACGACAAAAAGAGAAACAAUCCAAAUCCCGCCCGCGAGUUACACCUCCCGAUUAAACUAGAGGGCGUGCAAUAAAUAGUAGGCCAGCGUCCAAGCCUUCUGAUGACGGAUAAAAAAAAUAAAAAAGUUAAAAUCAGCAUAGACAAGGUAGCCACGCCCCCUCCUUCCAUCAUUCUCUCACGUUUCUUCGUUCCAUUUCCGCAUCGCACUUCGUACUUUGUGAACGUCACCGCAGUAGCUAGAACUUUCUCGACAUAACGUACACAAUGUUUAUCUAAGCAUGAUCCCAGUUUGUUUUCUUCUUGUUGUUGUUGGUUGGCUUUAACAUUCCUGUCAAAACGGCGUCCAGACAGCAAAAUGAGCAUACAAAGUGACGACGAGAGCUGCUUUUUUCCCGCUGGUUUUACUCUUAAAGCCAGUCUGUGACUGUGUGAUAUUCCACGUCUGAGCCAGUCAUUCGUCAAGUGGUGAUUUUGGGAAGAACUCGUUCAUUCCUUACCAUUGUUUAGUUUUUUUCCCCGCUGGUUUGACUCUGUGACUGUGUGAUAUUCCACGUCUGAGCCAGUCAUUCGUCAAGUGGUGAUUUUGGGAAGAACACGUUCAUUCCAUACCGUUUUUUUAGUUUUUUUCCCUUCCCCUUUUUUUUUUUUUUUUCUUCAAAAAAAUACGCAAAUUGUGUGCAAAAUGGUGGUUGUGUUGUGAUUAUCUAACGUGUAGAGCUCUGCUUUUGUUUAGUUUUUUAAUCCCUCGCUCCGCGGCGGGAUUUGUUGGUUUUUGCUGCAUCCUCACUCGUCCGAUGAGUAUUAUCGUAGUUUAGCUGGUGGAAGGAGUUAAAAAAACAAACAAAAUUAAAAAAAACAGCGGACGAUCGCUGGGCAGAGUGAGACGUCUUUUGUUUUUGUCUUAACUGUGAGAUAUUUACCCUUUCAUAUCAUCAUUGUAGCUACUGGUAAUAAAAGUAGGUAACAAAGUAAGUCAAAUGAUUCCCUUCUUGUAGGACUGUUGUGCUUAUGGGAUGUCGAUGGGGUUGUCCGACACGAUAACGCCGCCUUUUAGUUGGGAAAAGCUGAGAACAAAAACUGACCGUGUUGUAUUUUAAUCGUCAAAAAGACGUCGGAUUGAAGCUCGUGAUUAUUCAUCCACUGGCCAAAUGUUGGGAGCCAUUUCAACUGUAGCCAAUCAGACGAAGAACUUGAACUUCACUGCAAUGAUGCCUCAGUGAGUGCAUGGCCCACCCACUGGCUGUAUUAACUAAUGCUGGUUCUUUUAUAACACAUGAGCUGCAAUUCAAAUUAAUAGUUGGCAUAUACAAUUGUUUAGGGUUUUUUUUUUUUUACCUAGUUGAACAGAAAUGGUAAGUGAGUGCAUGGCCCAUUCACUAAAACUGGUUGUUUUAUAACAAACUCGCUGCAAUUGAAAUGAAUAAUUGGCAUAUACAAUUGUUUGUUUUUGUUUUUUUUUACAUAGUUGCACAGAAAUGGUAAGUGAGUGCAUGGACCACUCACUGGCUGUAUUGAUAAAUACUGGUUGUUAUAUAGCAAACGAGCUGCAAUUAAAAUGAAUAGUUGGCAUUUACAAUUGUUUAGUUUUUUUUUUUUUUUUUACAUAGUUGCACAGUAAUGGUAAGUGAGUGCAUGGCCCACUCACUGGCUGUAUUGACUAAUACUGGUUGUUUUAUAACAAACUCCCUGCAAUUAAGAUGAAUAAUUGGCAUAUACAAUUGUUUAGUUUUUUUUUUUUUACAUAGUUGCACAUAAAUGGUGAGUGCAUGGCCCACUCACUGGCUGUAUUGACUAAUACUGGUUGUUUUAUAACAAACGAGCUGCAAUUAAGAUGAAUAGUUGGCAUAUACAAUUGUUUAGGGUUUUUGUUUUUUUACAUAGUUGCGCUGAAAUGGUGAGUGAGUGCAUGGCCCACUCACUGGCUGCAUUGACUAAUACUGGUGGUUUUAUAACAAAAUAGCGGCAAUUAAAAUGAUUAGUUAGCAUAUACAAUUGUUUGUUUUUUAUUUUGCAUAGAAAUGGUAAGUGAGUGCAUGGCCCACUCACUGGCUGUAUUGACUAAUACUGGUUGUUUUAUAACAAACUCACUGCAAUUAAAAUGAAUAGUUGGCAUAUACAAUCGUUAAAGUUUUUUUUUUUUUUAACACAGAUGCACAGAAAUGAUAAAAGAACGUUCAACUUAUUUGUGGCGGUAAUAGGCGGAGGUUGCUACAGCUGCCCACUCCUUAUACGACCACAAAAUUGGUAACGACACGUCAACUCAGAAUUUGGCCAAGAUAUGAAUAAUGCGAGGCUUUAUUGUCAACCUUGUACUUGUUGUGACGGUAACAAGAGUCGUCUUUGCAUACUUAAAUCCCCCGAACUGACCUUUGACCUGUUGCGUUCCUAUUCCCGUGUUACUAAUGUAUCCUAAAGCGCAUGCGAGUAAAUAAUGAACCACGGAAGAGGUGGGGAAGAAGAGUAAAAGUAGUCUUCUUGUCCCGGUGCGAUUAAAAAAAAUCUCAUCUCUUUUUUUUCCGUGAGGCGUCGCUGUUGUUUUGCUUGUCUCGCCAGGCCACGCCCCCUUAAAGGAUGCUGGCUGCUCCGCCCAUUUUUUUCCCAGAGCGUUGACUACAAAAUGGACUUGUGUGUGUGUGUGAGAGAGAGAGAGGGAGACAGUGUGUGUUUAUUUUACGCAUCUUUUCUUUUGAAGGGGAAGCACAACUGUCAGUAUAUUUUGUUGGCUAAAAAAUAAAGAGGUUAUUAUUUUUUUGAAAAUAAAUGUUUUUCUCUUGCCACUUUUUUAAAAGAAUACAAGGUGUGUAUCUUUGCCCUCAAUGAGGACUGCUGUACAGCUUUGGUGUGUGUUUGCUUUUCACUCGGAACGUGCGAGUGUGUUUGGUCGCUCAUCUACUAUAUCAACGUACCUUAUUUUGUUUCCGUGACACCAUUAUAUAUAGAUGUGUGUGUAUAAAUACAUAUAAAUAUAAAUAUAUAUAUAGGAACACCAGGAUAAUAUACGGAAAGAAGAGAUUCUCUGUGCUGCACAUGAUUGUUUUCUUUCUCUCUCUUUAACUUCACUCUGGACGAGGAGUGUAUGCUUGAUGUGAAGACAAUGUGAUCAAAGUCAAUGUCAUUUAUUCCAAUAAAUACAAAUGCUGAUUAGCA